UCGUCGGUUACCGGUACUUGGAGCUGCCGGUCGGUCGGUCGGUUGGUCGGUCAGGGUCGCUCUGUCCCGUUACUCUCGGUUCAUUGCGGUGGUUUAACGGCAGACUGGAACUCACUCAUGGACGACAUGUGAUGCGGAACCGGGAGACGAACCGGAGACGAACCGGGAGCGAGGGGGGGGUUUCCCGCCUGGAGGGAUGGAGGAGGCGGAGCUUAGCCACUACGUCACCCAGCUGAAGGUGGAGUUUGACAGCUGUGAUUCGACGGCCUCCGGCUUCCUGGACGGAGACCAGCUGACGGAGCUCUGCAGGAAGCUGCAGCUGGAGGCUCAGAGACCAGAGGUGCUGGACGCGCUGCUGGGAGGACGCCACAGCGCCCGGGUGGACUUUGAGCAGUUUAAGACGGUCUUGGUGUCCGUCCUGUCUCGCUCUGUGGACUGCAGCACGUCAGAGGAGGACAGCAGCUACCUGGAGCCAGUUGUUCGAGAAGAGGUGAAGCCAAAGUUCGUGAAGGGAGGGAAGCGCUACGGCCGCCGCUCGCAGCCCGACGCCGCGCCGGCUGGCGUCACGGAUCGCCCGCCGCCCAGAACCACGGCCGCCGACUCGUCGCCGGGCGGCGUCCGCAGGGCCAAAGUGAGGCGCGCCACGUCCCUGGAGAGCAUUCAGAGCCUGAAGUCUGAAGACGAGACAGGAAGUCAGAAGGAGAGAAUCCAGCCAGACUUUCAGAGUAAAGGUCCUCAGCAGCAGGAGGAGUUGGAGCUUGUUGGGAGACAUGGAGCAGGAGGUCUGCAGCAGCUCAACACCGAGGAUCUGGACGCAAUCUGGGUCCAAUGUGUCAGGUCCAAUGUAUCAGGUCCAAUGUAUCAGGUCCAAUGUGUCAGGUCCAAUGUGUCAGGUCCAAUGUGUCAGGUCCAAUGUGUCAGGUCCAAUGUAUCAGGUCCAAUGUGUCAGGUCCAAUGUAUCAGGUCCAAUGUGUCAGGUCCAAUGUAUCAGGUCCAAUGUGUCAGGUCCAAUGUGUCAGGUCCAAUGUAUCAGGUCCAAUGUGUCAGGUCCAAUUCCAGAGGUGUGUGUGGGGGCUCUUCAGGGAGCUCUUCUCUCAGACAGGUAGGACUCAUGCACUGCUCAUCAGGCCCCAUCUCAGGCCGCACUGUGCUUACCUGGGUGAGGAUGGACAGGACCUCCAGCUGCACUCAGCGUCAGGCCGCCCUAGAGGAGCGCUCGGUUCGCUCCACCUCGCCCUCCCUGCUGGCCGCCACCGUGGGUCAGAGGGUCCUGGGCCGCCUGGACGAAGGCUCUGGAUGCACCAGCCCCGAGCGGGUCGUCGCCCUCUGGACCGAGGAGGGCAUCCGGAACGGUCGGGACAUUCUGCAGACUCUGGACUUCCCUCUGGAGGAGCGGCUCAGUCUGGCGGACCUGACUCUGGCUCUGGACAACGAGCUGCUGGUCAGUGGAAACGGAAUCCACCAGGCGGCCCUCAUCUCCUACAAGAACGAGGUGCAGCACCUGCAGGUGCAGGUGGAGCAGGCCUGCAGAGAGCGGGACAAGAUGAAGUGCGACCUGGAUGUGUCUCAUCAGAGGAACCUUCAGCUGGUCAGGGAGGUGGACGAACACCACAGCAGCCUGGAGACCCUCAACCAGAGCAGGAUCAGGGACCUGGAGCAGGACUUCCGUGAUAGGCUGACGGCUGUGCGCGUCCAGGCGGAGCAGGAGAGCGAGGCUCUUCUGCAGCAGGCGGAGAGAGAGCGCCGCUCCCUGCACGACGAGCUGCGGCUGCUCCGAGUCCAGGAGGCGGAGCUACGGGAGGAGCUGUGCAGCGCCGCACAGGAGAGCGGUCGGCUGGAGGAGGACCUGAGUGCAGUGACUCUGAAGCUGACUGAAGCACAAAGCUCGGUGAAGCGUCUGCAGAGAGACCUGGACCAGCUGCUGCUCGACAAGCUUGGAGGUCUGGACCCAGCUGGUCUGAGUCACGAGGAGCGAUUCUCUCAAAUGGUCAGAGACUACGAAGUGCAGUGCCGGGAGCUGCAGGACAGAAACGAUGAGCUGAGCUCAGAAUUGGAGCUGCUGAAGAGUCAGAGGAGCGACAGGAAGUCCAGACGUUCUGCUGGAGACGACGGAGCGCUGAGCUGGACCCAACAACGAGUCAGCACCGGAACCAACUGUGAUGAAGUGAAGAGCAGCUCGACUCCUCCGGUGAGGAAGAAACUGCAGCCGACAGAUAAAACAGCUCUGUGCUCCCUGCACAGCGUCUCUGGGCCGAGCCUCAGCAUCCAGACGGAGCUGGCUGUGGAGCAGCUGAAGACCAAACAGCAGCAGGAGCUGCAGGAGCUGCACGUCCAGCUGGAGACACAGGUGAACUACUAUGAGCGCAGCCUGGAGGUGAUGAGGCAGAGCAUGGAGGUGGAGCGUAAAGACAUCGCUCAGGCCUUCAAGAUGGAGAUCAGCGAGCUGGAGGAGCAGAAGUCUGAGGCGGAGCAACAGGUGAAGCAGCUGAAGGAGACUGUGGACCGACUGCACACUCGGGGUGGAGCAGGAGGGUGGAGCCACGGGGAGGAGCGUCGAAUGCAACGGGAGCGGGCGGAGCUGGAGCAGAACUUUGCCAGAGAGAUCGGCAACCUGGUCCAGAGCCUGAGCUCUGAGAAGGACCAGAUGGAGGCGGAGCUGAAGCUGGAGAAGGACCAGGAAGUGAUGGUGGUCAGCGGCCAAUCAGAGCUGCGGCCGUCUCACAUGAAGCUGCAGCGCGCCGAGGGUCGGCGCCGCCUCCUGCACCGGGCGCGCCGCCGGCUCCGGGGCCAGAGAGGAUUGUGGGAGAAGCGGUGGUGUGAGCAGAGAGACGCGGAGGAGCAGGUCAGCCAAUCAGAGGCCGGCGUGGAGGAGCUCAGAGGGCGGCUGGAGGAGGAGCUUAAAGCUUGCAGCAGGCGCUGUUCUGACCUGGAAUCCCGUCUGGAGGAGAGCAUCUCCUUCCUGGAGGCUCUUGAGCUCACAAGUCAGCGUCUGGCCUCCGAGAAGAGCUCUGUGCAGGAGGAGCUGCAGCAGGUGAGGAGCAGGGAGGAGCGGCUUCUGCGUCAGGUGACUCUGCUGAAGGAGGAGCUGGGAAACCUCCAGACGGCGUCCAAUGGAGUCCUGCAGCACAGGGAGCGUCUCUCCAAAGAGUUCCUCCAGCAGCAGAAGCAGCUCCGAGCCAGAGAGCAAAGGGUGGAGGUCCUGGAGACGGAGCUGGAGAGUCUGGAGGAGGACUCCAGGUUCCAGGCUCAAGGUCUGUCCAAAGCCACUGCUGGGCUAGACUCACUUAAGACGGACCGGGCCAGGCUGAUCCAGGACCUGAAGGACCAGGCCAUGGCUGUGGACAACCUGCAGCUUCAGCUGGACGGCGUCUUGGAGGACUUGGACAGGAGGAGAAGUGCUGAGGAGGCUCUCCAGGAGGCCCUGAAGCAGGAGCAGACCCUGACCCUGCUGCUCCGGUCCGCUCUGGAUGGCGACAAGGAGGAGGUCCAUUGUCUUGGCCAGGAGAACGGGAGCUACGCCCGGCUGGUGGACCAGCUGUCCAACCAGAUCGUAGAGAUGGAGGAGGAGCUCUCCACACUCAGAGACCAUCUCAGAGAGCUCAGCGCCCAUCUCAACGACACGGCCGACCUGGUCCUGGACCUCCGGAGGCAGCUCAACUCCAAAACCAGCGAGAUGGAUCUGGUCCGGGUCGAGGUCGCCGACGCCGCAGAUCUCUCACGCCGAGCCAAUGAGCAGCACCGGAAAGACCUGGAUGUGGGCAGACAGCAGGUCCUCCAGCUGCAGAAGAACCUGCUGGAGUCCCAGAACCAGCUGAGGACUGCGGAGCAGGACUUUGCGCGGGAGAAGAAGACCAUGAUGCAGCAGCUGAUGGAGCUGGAGAAGCUGGCCCUGGACCUGGAGGAGGUGAUGGACCUGGCCGGUCCACACAGGUCCCAGCUGGAGGAGGUGCGGGCGGAGAACGGCGCCCUGGAGCGGCGGCUCGGCGUCCUGCAGCAGGAGGUCAGCGAGCUGGAGGACGCCGUCGCCAAGAGGACGAGGAAACUGGACGAGAUGGAAAGGGAACACGUGAGGAGCAGAGAAGAAGAGGAGAGGCUGCACAAAGAGAACUCCAGGUACCGAGAGGAGCUGCUGGACCUGAGCGCCAGGAACCUGCAGCUCAGCGCCGACAACGGCGAGCUGAGCGCCCGUCUCCGUGGCGACCAGGAGUUGCUCCAGAUGCUGCGGGAGCGCCUGGCGACGGUCUCCAAGGAACAGGGGGAGGAGGUUGCCAUGGAGGCCGUCAGGACGCAGGAGAGACCACCAGGCUGCUCCCAAGACCAGCUGACCCGUCUGUCGGCGCUGGAGGCGGAGCUUAGCGCCGUGACCCUGGAGCUGCAGCGGUUGGAGGAGGACAAAGACAAACUGCUGAGAGAAGCUGACGAGCGGAACAACAAGGUGGAGGCGCUGCAGCGGGCGCUGUUCUCGGCGGAGGCAGAGGGUGAGCGGCUUCGCUCUCAUUUCCACGCCGUCGGUCAGGAGAAGCUGGACCAGCAGCAGAGGAAGGUGGAGGAGCUGGAGAGCAGCGUCGGGAAGCUGAUGAGGGUGGAGGAGGAGCUCCGUCAGGGUCUGCAGGAGCAGCAGGAGGAGAUCGACAAACUGCGAGUCCAGAACCAGGAGCUCCAGCACGAGCUGGCAGCUCUGCAGCACCGGAGUCAAGAGGUCCAGAACCAGGAGCAGCAGAACCUGAAGACCGAGCUGAUGGAGGCUCAGGACCAGGCGCGGCGGGCUGAUGCUGCGCUGCAGAAGGACCAGGUGCAGCACCUGAGGAGGCUGCAGGAGAUGCAGCAGCAGGCCGCAGAUGGACUCAGGGUGCAGGAGGAGCGGCUGCAGGCCCGACUGGAGGAGGAGCAGGGGAGGAGUCGGCAGCUGGAGGAGACCCUGAGGCUUCGGGCCCAGCAGAGCAGCUCUCACAUCAGCAUGAAGCAGGACCAGUACGAAAAGGCGGUGCAGGUCCUGCGGAGGAGGACCGAGGAGCUGGAGACCACCCUGAAGGCGGUCCGGCUGGUCCUGCAGGAGAAGGUCCAGCAGCUGAAGGAGCAGCUGGCGAAGAACAGGAAGUCUGGCGCGCUGCUGAAGGAUCUGCACGCAGAGAACUGCGAGCUGAUGAAGGCCCUGCAGGUCACGGAGCAGCGGCAGAAACACGCAGAGAAGAAGAACUUCCUGCUGGAGGACCGGGUCCACGCUCUGAACAGCCUGCUGAGGGAGGUCGUCGCCGCCGUCUGAGAGGAAGGCCGUGCAGCUCCUCCUCCUCCUCCUCCUCGAGGGUCCCACAUGGAGGUCUAUUGAUGGAUGAAGUCACUGUGGUCUUCAACACGACAUCAGAGGAAAUCAAUCGCGAUAAGAUCAAUAACUCUAAAGUUUUUAUAUUUCAAAUGGCUCAAUAAACGCCAGGGUGAACAUUUUAAAGUUUAAUUAUAAAGGAACAAUCUGUCACAUUAUGUCCUGACGUUAUUGAAGCCUUCUUUGUUUGAGCAACCUUCAAGUUAAAAGCAAUGUUUACAAGAUGUAAAGUCUCACAUGUAGAUGAAUGAGGUGUUUGUGGGCGUGGCCUUUUCCCCAUGAGUCACACCUGUGUUCAUCAUGCAGGUGGAUGUUUGAAUUCUUCUCCCAAAGGAAGCAUUGAACCCGUCAGACCAAUGAGAUGAAUGUACACAGCGCAUUCUGUGUAACCAUGCAGUACCUGAACGCACCAGUUACAUUCAACACGUCACAUGUCCAGUUGUUCAGAGAUUAUUUUAUUAAAUACUUUUAUAAUCCAACAUGUCUUCAUCUUUGAACACAACAGAAGGACUCAC
This is a messenger RNA of Pungitius pungitius (ninespine stickleback), 5835 nucleotides long. It is a transcript of the gene ninl, whose product is annotated as ninein-like. The record is from RefSeq and is a predicted model, not a curated record. Lineage: Eukaryota; Metazoa; Chordata; Actinopteri; Perciformes; Gasterosteidae. Gene Ontology annotation, cellular component: centrosome. Gene Ontology annotation, biological process: microtubule anchoring at centrosome. The transcript is spliced from 32 exons. The coding region runs from base 197 to 5263 and encodes 1688 amino acids.